Sphenostylis stenocarpa is the source of this 2709-nucleotide messenger RNA. The record is from the annotation of a GenBank genome assembly. Lineage: Eukaryota; Viridiplantae; Streptophyta; Magnoliopsida; Fabales; Fabaceae.
AUGGGUGCCACGUGGAACGAUGCCGAUAACAACAGUCAAACUGUGGAGAAAGCAUCAAAAAAGAGUGAAGAAAAAACAGUGGAUACUAGUGAUGGGAAAAUGCCAUGUUUCAAACAGUCAGAUUGUUCAUCAUUGCUUCCACAUCCAAAUACUGGUUCCACCAAGACAGGAGAGCUUGGAAAUUAUGAUGCAACAGAAAUGAUGGCUGCUGCACAUGAAUCAUUUUCAACGAAGCAUCCAUGUGAGGAUAACAUCAAGAGGGAUGUUGAUGAGUUGCCCACAGUAGAAAAGGCUUCAGAUACUGAUUGCUAUACCCAGAGAAAUUCCUAUGCCAGUGAAAGUAAUGGAUGUGACAACUGUUCUAAUAAAAUUAUUUCCCUGCCAGUUGAAUUGGAUGCUGGCAAUAAUUUUAAUGUAGUCAACUCAGAAACAUUUAUCACAAGGGAUAUCAGUUCUGCACAAGUCAAUAAAUCUCCUGUUUCGAAUAAUUCAAUGGAUGAACCUACUGAUUCACGCUCUAAAUAUAAUAUCAGAAACCCAUCUGGAGAUAUGGUUUUUCAGACCAACUUGGCUAGUCCAUUAGUAACCUUCAAUCGAUGUUACAAAAGAAAAAAGAGGUUAGAUGGAAAUGGCAAACAAAGCAGCUUAUCGCACAAGGAGGAAAGCAUUUCAGUAUUAACCAAGUGGAGUAUGCUUGCAAAUACCAAUCCAUGUUCUAGUGAUGAAUCAUCUAGUGAGGAAUGUCCUGUAGAUAAUGUACCUGACCUUAAUCAAUCAGUGGAGCUUUCAGAAAAAGGGAAGGCAUUGAAUGAAAAGCAGGAUGAAACAUCUUGUAGAAGUUGCUCUAUGGUUUUUCUGACAGACCUUAAUCAAUCUGCUGAGCUUACAGAAAGAGGGGAGCUUUGUCAAACUCAAGAAAAAGUAUGGCUUCCUGGUGAUUCCCUUAAACCUUAUGGUUUGUCCAAAGUACUGAUUCUCCCUGUUCCCCUGCGGUUGUUUCUGGAAAAUGACAUGAGAGAGCAACUUUGUCAUGGGGAAGACACGGUAAAAAAUGCCUCUGAUAAAGACAGAAGAGAACUGAGCCACAGUUGUCUGAUUCACAAGGAAGACCAUCAUCUUCAUAAGGAUUGCCAGGGGGUCUCUACCAAAGUUGAUUCUAGAGAUCCCUAUCGUGCAGCCAAAGGCACUGAUCAGGAACUAGAAAAGUCCCAAAUCUUGUCUUGCGAGGCCAGUGAAAAUGUUUUCUGCAAUGACAUGAUGAAAACUGGAGAACACCAACUUCAGUUUGACCUGCCUAAUAAUUCUGCUGCAUUUUCAUGUGGUACAGAAGAGCACAUUGUGGAUUUAAACUUGGGUGCUGAGAAGCAUCCCCUUCAUUCGAGGAUGAGAGUUCGUGGACCUAAAUUGGAAUCUACAAGCAGUUGUUCUGCCAUUGCUGAAGAUAAAGUUUCUGAUUUGGACUUUUUAAAUGCUAGAAACACACAGCUGAUUUCAGAAGGAAAGGCUAUAGUUGGUGUUUGCUCAACUAGUACCCAACCUCAGGUAAUGAUGACUGAAGAAAGAAUGAGUGCUCAACAAACAAAAACCGAUAAAGCAAAACUGAUGCCAACUAUUUCUCUUUCUUUGGGUUUGUCUUUACCUGUGGAGCUCAAGACCAGAGGCAAUGAUUCUGUUAAUAGUUUGUCAGUAUUGCCUGUGUUACAUUCAACUACUGAAACUAGAGAUACUGUCCAAGAUGGAUUAUGUCUGUCUUCAUCUCCAACUCUGAAGCCAUUGCAUCCCAAGCACCAGGUAGUACUAGACAACAUUGUACACAGAACAAGAGCUUUAAAUGAAAGGGGAAAAUUUCAAGAAUAUUUGAAGCCACACCCUAUCAUGUGGUCUGAAGAGGAGUUGGAUUUUCUCUGGAUUGGUGUGAGGAGACAUGGUAGGGGCAAUUGGGAGGCCAUGCUAAGGGAUCCUAGAUUGCGGUUUUCACCAUUAAGGGUACCAGGGGACCUUGCUGAGAGGUGGGAGGAUGAACAAUUAAAACUUUUGAACGAUAUAGACCUUCAACAGUUCAUGUAUCCAGCAGCAGAAAGGGCAGCAGCAGUGGCAUCAUUAGGAAACAUUUGCUACUUGGAUUCUAAAUCAAGUUUCUGGGAGAGUAACCCUUUGAAGAAACCUCUUAACAGAUAUAAUUUUCAGAGUAACACCACUGCGCACAGUCAUAGGCUAACUACUCAUUCCAGAAAGGCCAAUUACAGCAACAUAGACAAGUAUGAGCCAGGAUUUUUCAAUUCUCCUAGCUUGAGCAUUUCCAAGCAGAACUCUUACUCGAAUGACUAUUCCUUUAAUUGUUCCGCAGCCACAAAUAAUUUGCCCCACUGGCUCAGAGAAGCUGUUAACACUCCUCCUCCAGUCAUGCCAAAUAUGUCUGCGGUGAUUUCAUUGAGUUCUCAUCCAGACAUGCUGGGAGCUUCAGAUCAUUGCUUUAAUACCAGCAAGUCAUGCUUUGUACCUCAAAAUUGGUUCAAUGGUUUGAGGCCAAAUGAGCUACACAUGCCAAAUGGUUCUCACUAUUCAACUUAUUCAAGAAGAAAAUAUGGGGUGGUGAAGAUGAACAAGUGUCUCGACCAUUGUGUCCGGAAACAGGAUGAUUUGAUUAUUAUUGAUAGUGGCACUUCUUCUGAAGAGACCAUAUCUGACGAUCACCGUGCCAGCUUGUAG